AUGGGUGCCUCAAAGUCCAAGCAAAGCUCUCAGUCGUCUCAGACAACAAUCAAAGACAAAACAUUAUCGGGACUAGGCAACCUCAUUAGGCUCCUUCCAACAGGUACAGUCUUCUUGUACCAAUUCCUCAGCCCUGUCCUAUCCAACAAUGGCCACUGUGCUACAACCAUCUACAAGUACCUCACCGCUAUUCUUGUCCCUGUGUCUGGCUUGUCUUGCUUCUUUUCUUCAUUCACUGAUAGUUAUGUUGGAGAUGAUGGGAAAACUCACUAUGGGGUUGUAACAUCGAAGGGUCUUUGGCCCUCGACGGACUCUAAGAACGUGGACUUGUCGGCUUACAAGCUUCGGAUUGGGGACUUUGUUCAUGGCCUUUUUGCGCUGUCUAUGUUUGGGGUUCUGGCGCUUUUGGACCCAAAAACAGUGGGCUGCUUCUAUGCGGUGUCUGAUUCGUCGGAGAAGACUUUGCUCAAGGUGUUUCCUCCAGCUGUUUGUAUGGUUUUGAGUGGGCUUUUCAUGUUCUUCCCUAACAAACGCCAUGGAAUUGGAUACCCUUCAAGUACUGACUCUUCACAGGUUUCCAAGUUUGGUGGUAGCGAAGUAUCAUUGACGAAAGCCUAA
This is a messenger RNA of Quercus robur (English oak), 618 nucleotides long. RefSeq names its product protein DMP2-like. Gene Ontology annotation, biological process: endomembrane system organization. Lineage: Eukaryota; Viridiplantae; Streptophyta; Magnoliopsida; Fagales; Fagaceae. The transcript has a single exon. The record is from RefSeq and is a predicted model, not a curated record. Bases 1 to 618 code for a protein of 205 amino acids.